Messenger RNA from Neofelis nebulosa (Clouded leopard), 3722 nucleotides. RefSeq names its product adhesion G protein-coupled receptor D1 (gene ADGRD1). The record is from RefSeq and is a predicted model, not a curated record. Gene Ontology annotation, molecular function: G protein-coupled receptor activity. Gene Ontology annotation, biological process: adenylate cyclase-activating G protein-coupled receptor signaling pathway; cell surface receptor signaling pathway. The transcript is spliced from 26 exons. Gene Ontology annotation, cellular component: membrane. NCBI's taxonomy places the organism in Eukaryota, Metazoa, Chordata, Mammalia, Carnivora, Felidae. The coding region runs from base 766 to 3486 and encodes 906 amino acids.
ACGCGGGUGCGGUUGAUUUCCUCUUUCCAUCCUCGUAUCGCCUCCUUCCUUCGGGCAAACAAGGCUCAGCUCGACGCAGGGCUUACGCCUCGCGGUCCGUUUUCCGUUUAUGAACGUUUGCUCUGCUCUUGAGGGCGCUGGCAGGCAGCACCCGGUCGCCGCGGACACGCGUGCCUGUCCGGUCGGCCGGCUGUUCUGGACGGACUGGUGUUAGGACCCAGGAAGGACGCAGCAGCCAGGAGUAUAAAUAGAGAAGCAGAACGAAGUUUGAGGAGAGAGCCUGACAUCAUUCCCUCUCCACCCAGAGCUGGGGCCGGACGGGGCGUCAGCCUGAGUCAGAGCGGGAGCUGGGCAGCGGGGCGGGCGGGAGCUCGGGGACGACCUUCGGAGCCGUCCAGCUCCGCCCACGUCCAGGUGAGAGACGAGGGUCCGAGGGUCCGGCUGCCAGCCUGGCUGCAGACAGACAAAGACUCCGGAAAGGAAAGCAAACACGGACGGCCCCGCGGGGCUCUGUGAGCUGCGGCCAGUUGGGGACCGUCCUGGAAGGGUGCCGAUCGCUGAGAACGCUCAGGUUUGGGGACGAGGAGGAAAACAGCCGCCGGCUCUCCAGGACGGCUGCGUUUCACGCGCUAAAGAGAACCAGAUUUCUUGCUUUCCGGACCCUGUGAAAAUGUCCCUUUCCCAGGGAAGUGAAAGUUAGGGAGCACACGUUGUCACGGACGCUCAGGAAUUGCACUCGGAUCGCCUUUCAGCCUCCGAGAAGCCAUGAGGAAGCUGCUGUGUCUGUGCUGGGGGCACCCCUGGCUGCUGCUGUUUUAUUGCGAUUUUCAGGUGCGGACAGUCUACUCCAGGUCAGUGGCCCAUCCAGGGUUUGAGGUCUUGGCUUCUGCUUCCCAUUACUGGCCGCUGGAAACUGUGGACGGGAUCCAUGAACUUCAAGACACGACUGGAGUGUUGCGAACCCACAACCUCACUGUGCUUCCUUCCCAUAAUUCUACCUUUGUUCGUACCAAUGACUCUGCCUACUCAAAUUUCUCUGCAACUGUAGACAUCAUGGAAGGAAAAGUCAGCAAGGGUGUUUACCUCAGAGAGGAGAAGGGAGUGACCCUUCUCUACUACGGCCAGUACAACACAUCCUGCAUCAGCAACCCGGCAAAGUGCGACCCCGACGGGGUCACGUUUUCUUUUUUCUGGAAGACGCACGGAGAGCAGUCCAGACCGAUCCCUUCGGCAUACGGGGGACAGGUCAUUUCUGAAGGGUUCAAGGUCUGCUCCAGUGGCGGCAAGGGCUCCGUGGAGCUGUACACACGGGAGAACGCCAAGACGUGGGAGGCCACCUUCAGCCCGCCAGGUCCCUACUGGACUCAUGUCUUGUUUACAUGGAAAUCCAAGGAGGGUCUGAAAGUCUAUGUCAAUGGGACCCUGAGCACCUCCGACCCAAGCGGCAAAGUGUCUCAUGCCUACGGGGAGCCCAGCGUCAACCUCGUGAUCGGGUCUGAGCAGGACCAGACCAAGCGUUAUGAGGUCGGAGCUUUCGAUGAGUUCAUCAUCUGGGAACGGGCCCUGACCCCGGACGAGAUCGCCAUGUACUUCACAGCUGCCGUUGGAAAGCAUGCUUUGUUGUCUUCGACGCCACCAAGCUUCUUCAUGACACCCCCAGCCAGCACUGUGCUGCCCACCAACGCCUACCACCCUAUCAUAACCAACUUGACGGAGAAGAGAAAAAACCUCCAGAGUCCAGCAACGGUACUGAGUUACCUGCGAAACGUGUCCCUCAACUUACCCAGCAAGCCCCUCUCCCAGGAAACAGCGCUGAACCUCACCAAGGCUUUCUUAAAAACCAUGGGAGAGGUUCUUCAACUGCCCAGUUGGAUUGAUGUGUCAGAGGACAACGCCAUCGUGCUGGGCUUGAUAGAGACCGUCGACACCGUCACGGGCCACAUCUCUUCCAACAUGCAAGCCAGCGACCCCCAGGUCACCAUCGUUGGCUCUUCCUCCAUGGCAGAGUUCUCUGUGGCCAAACUCCUACCCGAGGCCAUAAAUUCCUCCCACUACCGCUUCCCGGCUCAGGGGCAGAGCUACAUCGAGGUUCCCCACGAGGCUUUCUGCAGCCAAGCCUGGACCACCAUCGUGGGCCUUCUCUACCACACGAUGCACAAUUACCUGGACAACAUCUGGCCAGCCAAGACCAAGAUUGCUGAGGCAGCAAAUUACAAAACCCACCCGCUGUCUGCAGCCAGCUACCUGAUUUCCCUGGAGGUGUCCCCACCGCCGACACUGUCCCAGAACUUGUCAGGAUCUCCUCUCGUCACGGUCCAGCUCAGGCACAGACUGUCCCGCCGGCAGCGCAGCGAGGCCACCAACAGCAGCAACCAGGUCUUCCUGUAUUGUGCCUUCCUGGACUUCAGCUCCGGAGAAGGGGUCUGGUCCAACCAGGGCUGCGUGCUCGCGGAAGGGAACCUCAGCUACUCCGUCUGCCGCUGCACUCACCUCACCAACUUCGCCAUCCUGAUGCAGGUGGUCCCGCUGGAGCUCACACAAGGACAGCAGGUGGCGCUCUCGUCCAUCUCUUACAUCGGCUGCUCCCUGUCCGUGGUCUGCCUGGUGCUCACGCUGGUCACCUUCGCCAUGCUCUCCUCGGUCAGCACCAUCCGGAACCAGCGUUACCACAUCCAUGCCAACCUGUCCUUCGCUGUCCUCGUGGCCCAGAUCCUUCUGCUCGUCAGCUUCAGCUUCACGCCUGGCACAGUCCCCUGCCAGGUGCUGGCCGUGCUCCUGCACUACUUCUUCCUGAGUGCCUUUGCCUGGAUGCUGGUGGAAGGGUUGCAUCUCUACAGCAUGGUGAUCAAGGUCUUUGGCUCAGAGGACAGCAAGCAUCUCUACUAUUAUGGGAUAGGAUGGGGUUUUCCUCUCGUCAUUUGCAUCAUUUCCAUAUCGUUUGCCAUGAACAGUUAUGGAACAAAUAACAACUGCUGGCUCUCCAUCACGAGCGGCGCCGUCUGGGCCUUCGUGGCCCCUGCCCUGUCCAUCAUUGUGGUGAACGUUGGCAUCCUCGUCGCCGUGACCAGGGUCAUUUCACAGAUCAGCGCUGACAACUACAAGAUCCAUGGGGACCCUAGUGCCUUCAAGUUGACGGCAAAAGCUGUGGCCGUGCUGCUGCCCAUCCUGGGAACCUCGUGGGUCUUCGGCGUGCUCGCUGUCAACAGCCAGGCCGUGGUCUUCCAGUACAUGUUUGCCGUUCUCAACUCCCUGCAGGGGUUUUUCAUCUUCCUUUUCCAUUGUCUCCUGAAUUCAGAGGUGAGGGCCGCCUUCAAGCACAAAACCAAGGUCUGGACCCUGACGAGUAGCUCCAACCGCAACGCUAACGCGAAGCCCUUCAGCUCUGACAUCAUGAACGGGACCCGGCCGGGCACAGUGUCCACCAGGCUCAGCCCCUGGGACAAGAGCAGCCAAUCUGCGCACCGUGUGGACCUGUCUACCGUGUGAGCAGGGAGGCUGCAGCCGCCGUCCUGCUGCUCAGAACACCCCCCGCGGACGAACCACGAGAAGCCCUCUGCCUUCACCACGAGACCCUCUCCUCGCUGCUGUCUGGAUACGGGAGUCGUGGCCCCCGGGACAGGCUUCCUUGCCUCCCACCCGCCCCGUGUGACAGAGCCCCCCGGCUCUGAUGGGCCCGCAGCCCUCCCGGCUCUGGUCCUCCUGUGGCCGAGCGACUGUCCCCC